This is a messenger RNA of Salvia splendens (bonfire salvia), 777 nucleotides long. RefSeq names its product V-type proton ATPase subunit G 1. NCBI's taxonomy places the organism in Eukaryota, Viridiplantae, Streptophyta, Magnoliopsida, Lamiales, Lamiaceae. Gene Ontology annotation, biological process: proton transmembrane transport. Gene Ontology annotation, molecular function: proton-transporting ATPase activity, rotational mechanism; ATP hydrolysis activity. The record is from RefSeq and is a predicted model, not a curated record. Gene Ontology annotation, cellular component: vacuolar proton-transporting V-type ATPase complex; vacuolar proton-transporting V-type ATPase, V1 domain. The transcript has 4 exons. The coding region runs from base 180 to 509 and encodes 109 amino acids.
UGGAUUGGUCUCAUUUUAGGUUUCGAUUUGAUUUAUUAGUGAAAAAUAAAAUAAAAAAGGUCAUAACUGUGUCGUCUAAAUAUCAAAGCUUCAGUCUUCAAUCAAAUCCAUUUUUCUGCAGCACGCUCUAGCAUAUUCAUAGUUUCUCUAUCUACAGCCUCGUUUCAAUCACCCUCGACAUGGCCUCCAGUAGCCAGAAUGGAAUUCAACUCUUGCUAGCUGCAGAACAAGAGGCUCAGCACAUUGUCAAUGCUGCUAGAACCGCAAAACAAGCCAGACUUAAACAGGCAAAAGAGGAGGCCGAGAAGGAAAUUGCUGAAUUCCGUGCUCAAAUGGAAGCUGAAUAUCAAAGUAAGGUGGCCGAGAGCAGUGGAGACUCGGGUGCUAAUGUGAAGCGCCUUGAAGCAGAAACGGAUGGAAAGAUCCACCACCUGAAGGAAGAAGCUUCCAGAAUCUCCCCUGAUGUUGUCUCCAUGCUUCUGAGGCAAGUGACUACAGUAAAGAACUAGGUCUUGGUUGAGCUGCGACUGCGCUUUCUCGUACUUACCCUGAUACCUUGGAAUAUAUGUUGGUUCGACUUGUCAUUUGCUGUUGUUUUAUUUGGUGUUCCUCAAUUUGAUUCCUUGUUAUCGAAUAAAGCCGUGACAGUUUGUGCAUAUUUUGUUGUUGAGAAUCAACUCUGUAACUCAACUUCAAAAUUUGUGUACUUGACUUACUUUCCCUUGAUGUAUGCUAAAUUAUUAUGAGUAAAUAGAUAUUUGAAAUUUUUGGGUUUUA